CCGGCCGAACGGACGCUCUCGGUUUUCGUGGGCUGGCGUUUGUGCUUUAGGUGCUUUUUUUUCCCUUCACGGUGUUGUGGCGUUUGGGGUCUUUUUCUCCAGACUCCCAGGGCCUGCUUUGGGAUUUCGCCAUGUACCACAACAGUAGCCAGAAGCGGCACUGGACUUUCGCCAGUGAGGAGCAGCUGGCACGACUGCGGGCCGACGCCAACCGCAAAUUCAAAUGCAAAGCGGUGGCCAACGGGAAGGUUCUUCCAAAUGACCCAGUCUUUCUUGAGCCUCAUGAAGAAAUGAUGCUUUGCAAAUACUAUGAGAAGAGGUUAUUAGAAUUCUGUUCGGUGUUUAAGCCAGCAAUGCCAAGGUCUGUUGUGGGUACAGCUUGUAUGUAUUUCAAGCGUUUUUAUCUUAAUAACUCAGUAAUGGAAUAUCACCCCCGGAUAAUAAUGCUCACUUGCGCAUUUUUGGCCUGCAAAGUAGAUGAAUUCAAUGUAUCUAGUCCACAGUUCGUUGGAAAUCUGCGGGAGAGUCCUCUUGGACAAGAAAAGGCACUUGAACAGAUUUUGGAAUAUGAACUACUUCUUAUACAGCAACUUAAUUUCCACCUUAUUGUCCACAAUCCUUAUAGACCGUUUGAGGGCUUUCUCAUUGAUUUAAAGACUCGCUAUCCCAUGAUGGAGAAUCCAGAGAUGUUGAGGAAAACAGCUGAUGACUUUCUUAAUAGAAUUGCAUUGACGGAUGCUUACCUUUUAUACACACCUUCCCAAAUUGCCCUGACUGCCAUUUUAUCUAGUGCAUCUCGAGCAGGAAUUACUAUGGAAAGUUAUUUGUCAGAAAGUCUGAUGCUGAAAGAGAACAGAACUUGCUUGUCACAGUUACUAGAUAUAAUGAAAAGUAUGAGAAACUUGGUAAAAAAAUAUGAGCCACCCAGAUCUGAAGAAGUUGCUGUUCUGAAACAGAAGUUGGAGAGAUGUCACUCUGCUGAGCUUGCUCUUAACGUAAUUACGAAGAAGAGGAAAGGCUAUGAAGAUGAUGAUUAUGUCUCAAAGAAACCCAAACAUGAAGAGGUAUGUUCUCCAAAGAUUUGGUAUCAGAGCAAGAUCCACAUUUAUUUCUGAAAAGUCUCCUAACCAGCCCCAUUAAAAAAAGUUUGAGGUUUUAUUUCAUGUUACUGCAAGGAGUACAAAGGCAAAUGACACAUUUCCUAUUCCAGCUUAAGAGAUAAAAAUGGCAUUAAAAUAUAAAAAUUUCAGCCUGGGGAAUGGUGGAUGAUAGGUCAGUGUGGCUGAAGACUGAGGGGUGAUUAGUGGGGGAGGAUUAAGUUGCCUAGCACUAGAAUUUGGACCUCUUUGGAUAGUGUUGAAAUGUUUUUUGGAGAUGUCACUGGUCCAUAUCCCUUCCACUCUAUCCUUUAUCCUGUAACCCAAAUGGGCUACUGCCAUAGUAGUCCAGCUGUAAAACAGAAGUGAGGGAAAAGUAAUGGGAAUUGACACCAAGGAGGAGAGCAGAU
This is a messenger RNA of Neomonachus schauinslandi (Hawaiian monk seal), 1507 nucleotides long. It is a transcript of the gene CCNH, whose product is annotated as cyclin H. The record is from RefSeq and is a predicted model, not a curated record. Lineage: Eukaryota; Metazoa; Chordata; Mammalia; Carnivora; Phocidae. The transcript has 9 exons. Bases 132 to 1115 code for a protein of 327 amino acids. Gene Ontology annotation, biological process: regulation of cyclin-dependent protein serine/threonine kinase activity; DNA-templated transcription; regulation of transcription by RNA polymerase II. Gene Ontology annotation, cellular component: transcription factor TFIIK complex; nucleus. Gene Ontology annotation, molecular function: cyclin-dependent protein serine/threonine kinase regulator activity.